This is a messenger RNA of Culicoides brevitarsis, 2187 nucleotides long. RefSeq names its product WD and tetratricopeptide repeats protein 1-like. Lineage: Eukaryota; Metazoa; Arthropoda; Insecta; Diptera; Ceratopogonidae. The record is from RefSeq and is a predicted model, not a curated record. Gene Ontology annotation, molecular function: protein binding. The transcript has 3 exons. Gene Ontology annotation, biological process: negative regulation of fatty acid biosynthetic process. The coding region runs from base 208 to 2046 and encodes 612 amino acids. Gene Ontology annotation, cellular component: cytoplasm; Cul4-RING E3 ubiquitin ligase complex.
CUUCAGAAAAACAACAACUUACAAAAAAUCAUUCUCGAAAUCGAUAUUUUUGCAACAAAAUUCCAAAUUAAUCGCAUCUUAUUGGACUUUUAUCACAUUCUAAUUGGAUUUUCGAGCAUCCCGGAUGUUUUUCCCGUAAAAUCCGUUCAUGUAAGUUAAUGAUUUUCCGGCGAAAUUUUCACCAUCAAAAAAAUUUUUUUUAGUAAAAUGAUGCGAAAUUAUCCCGACAACAGUAAAAUUAACAUCACACAUCUCCUGCAAGAACGGCAACAGCGCGAUGUGCAACGAAUUGUCAAAAAUCGCUUGCAAACCACACGUCCCUUCCUGCAACGAAUGGAACUCGAAGCAGAGUUAAAAGGUCACGAAGGUUGCGUAAAUUGCUUGGAAUGGUCCGCGGAUGGGCGAGUUUUGGCCUCGGGCAGCGACGAUUGUCACGUAAUUCUGUGGGAUGCGUUUCGACAUCGGAAAAUAAAAGAUUUGGCAACACCGCAUCGCGGCAAUAUUUUUUCCGUGAAAUUUUUGCCGCAAACGGAAAAUUCGACGUUAGUGACGGGAGCGGGCGAUGCACGGAUUUACGGGUACGAUUUGAAUCAUCACGAGCCGAUUUUUCGUUGCAAUUGCCAUCAAGUGCGGGUAAAACGAUUGGCAGUUGCUGCGGAGACGCCGCAUCUUUUUUGGUCGGCUUGCGAAGAUGGGCGCGUUUUUCAGUUCGAUUUACGGGAAUCGCACAAGUGUCAGAGCAACAACGAGGAAAUUGUGCUAAUUGACUUGACGAACCACGUGGGACGGUAUGCCGAAGUGAAAUGCAUCGCAACGAAUCCGAGACGGCCCGAAUUGCUUGCAAUUGGCGCAAAUGACCCUUACGCGAGAUUAUACGAUCGACGAAUGAUCAAACCGGAUGUCAUGAAGGUGCCCUUGAGUUUUACGGCGGAAUCGGAAUUUUACGAGGAUCGAAUACCGCGAAAUGGAUGCGUCACGUAUUUCGCGCCGGGUCAUCUUCAGAAGCAACGAGAUAUCCCGCAAGGCGCUGCAACUUAUAUCACCUUCAGUCCCAACGGAAGAGAACUUCUUGUCAAUAUCGGCGCCGAACAAAUUUACUUGUACGACAUUUUAAGCAAAAAACAACCAGAAUUACUCGAUUUACCGCCGUUAGCGGCUUGUGAAGCAGCGAAAAAUACCAAAACCCCCGCCGUUUCAACCGUAACGGAACAAAUGAAGCAACGCGGCAACGAGUUACUCGACAAAGAACUUUUCACGGAAGCCAUUAACCAAUAUAGCUUAGCGAUGGAACACUCCCCGAACUACCCGGCUUUAUAUUUGAACCGAGCAACAGCACUGAUGCGGCGAAAAUGGCGCGGAGAUUUGUACGCGGGGCUUUUAGAUUGCACAAAAGCUUUGAAGUUGGAUCCGGCUUACGUUAAAGCGCAAUUUAGGAUGGCACGAGCUUUGUUAGAUAUGGAUUUUCCGAAGGAAGCGGAAAAGUGUCUCGAUGAAAUUAGGAAGAGGUUUCCGGAUUUCAAGAAUAAUCACGGGGUGCUGAUGCUGAAUAGAGAUAUCGAGACUGCUUUGGAGAAAAAAGAGACUAAUGGCAAUGGGAUGAAUGGCGUGGAGCCGACAAAGUUGUCCGAUAAUGAAAUGCAUUGGCGAUCAUCAGCUCGUGACUACAAAGAACGCUUCGUGGGACAUUGCAAUAUUAAAACUGACAUCAAAGAAGCCAACUUUUUCGGAGCUGAUGGUCGAUACAUCGUUGCUGGUUCCGACGACGGCAAUCUCUUCAUUUGGGAACGCCCAAGCGGCAUAAUUUGCGAAAUUCUUACCGCUGACAAGUCAAUUUUGAAUUGUGUGCAACCGCAUCCGUAUCAGUGUCUUCUGGCGUCGUCGGGAAUCGAUCAUGAAAUUCGUCUGUGGUCUCCGCAGCCCAUCGAGGGCGUCGAAUAUCAGCAUAAGGCAACGGAAACUGUCGAUAUUAAGGAGAACCAAACUCGAAUGGCGACAGAUUCGUUUGAAUUUGAUAAUUUUUCGGGCGCCGUGUGUCGCACGAGCUAGCUAGCUUAGCGCGAAGUUGUUUAUUUAUUGUGAAUUAUUUAUUUGUAGCUAUUUUUUUAGUGAACUUGAACACUUACUUAGUCAACAGCAAAUUAAUUUAAAAUUAAUAAAUAUAUAUAUUUGCACACCUUCUUAAAAACA